UGCCCGCAUCUCCCAACAAGGCCCUAUGAGCAGACCGAGAAGCCGUGCCUCCUUUCUGAGUAUGCAGAAAAAUACCCCCUUUACGGCAGCAUUCAACCCAGGGAAUCAUGUAAGCCCAAAACAGACUAUGUUAAGCAGCCAGUGCCCAUGGAAGGCAUAUCAACUGCCAGGAGAGAUUACGUCCCUCAUGACGUGAAACCUAUAAAACUGAGACCUCCAGACCAAUAUGUCAGGAAUAAUGAAAAUAUGGACACACUGUCCACUUACAAGCAGGACUACAACAGUUACCCCAUUAACCGGGUGGCUCCUUGUUUGCCCAAGGAACAAAACUAUGCCUCUGAUGAGAAGAUGACCACAAUACCUACAUACAAAGGUGAUUACGUGGCAUGGAAUCAGCCCAAAAGGGACAUGAUUAAGCCAGAUACUACUUACCAUCCCCCAGAUGUAAAAUUUGAUCACCGGACCACUGUCCAGGAUGCUUAUCCCUACAAGGGUCCAGUUGUUACCAAGAGCUGCAAGCCUUUUCAGGCACCCCACCUCUCCAAGAUUCCCUUGGAAGAUAUGACAAACUACAAGUUGAAUUAUGUGUCACAUCCUUUGGCAAAACGCCAUGUUCACGAACCUGUGCCAUUCAAGCCCAGUGAUGUCCCAUUUGAUGGUCUCACCACACACAAUCUGUCUUACAAAGGGCUGGCAGGACAGCCUGCUAAAUCUUUUAAGCCACCGUAUAAAUUGCCAGAGCAAGACAAUCCCUUUGUUGGUACUACUGAAUUUCGGGAAAAGUUUCAAACUUGGCCAGCAGCUACUUUCUUUACCAGAAAACGCGAAGUCUACACACCACCCAAGAUCAAGAUGGACCUCAAGACAUCUGCACAGAUUCAUUAUGGAAAUCCUCAUGGCCGGCCAGCAACAUCAUGUAAACCUUUGACCUGUGUUCAAAAAAGUACAGAUCCUUUCGACCACAGAUCCACUAUGAAAGAUGAUUACCAGCCUUGGCACUACGCAAAACCAAAUGCCAUUCUCCCUAAAUCGACUAUCACGUUGCCAGUUGAACCCAUGGACACACUGACCACUUUUCAAACCCAUUAUGUGCCUCACCCAUUUUCUGUCACUAAAAGCUUCAGGCCCCGUGCACCUGGCCCUAAGCCACAGGCCCCAUUUUCCCAGGAAACCACCUAUGCCACAAGCUAUACCCCAAAGAAACCUGUCAUGUGCCCUGCUGCUUUCAAAGAGCCACCUGGUUAUGUAUUUGAAAAGGUUGAUAGAGAUGGCCACAGACGGUUCCGUCCUUCUUCUGUGGCCAAGUCCUGA
Molecule: messenger RNA, 1311 nt
Organism: Gekko japonicus
Lineage: Eukaryota; Metazoa; Chordata; Lepidosauria; Squamata; Gekkonidae
Gene: SAXO1
Product: stabilizer of axonemal microtubules 1
Exons: 3
Coding region: 148-1311 (387 amino acids)
Biological process (GO): microtubule anchoring
Cellular component (GO): centriole; axonemal microtubule; sperm flagellum
Molecular function (GO): microtubule binding
Source: RefSeq, a predicted model, not a curated record